AUGGUCAUCCUCUCCAAACUCUUUAAAAGUAUUAAUAGUAUCGAAUUGAAUGUGCAUCCUCAUAAGAAACAAUCGAAAAUGCCAACACAACCAUCACAACCUUCUCAACAAAGCACAAACUUAAAGAUGGAACAAGUGUCACAACCUCAACACCCCGAAGUCGUACUCGUCGAAUCACUGGUUCAACAAGUGAAAAGUUUAUCACUCUCCGAUGCUGAUCCAAUCUUGGUGUCAUCCUCUCCUCGAAAGGUUCAACAAGUUGGACCCAUGUCAAAGCCUCAAAAGAAGAAACCAAAUUUGCAAGUGAAUACUGAAAAGAAUAAUAAGAGAACAGUUCCACCCUAUGCCAUCUCCCUUCCUCGAAAACAUCAUGCUACGGAGCAAUUAUCGGGUGAUGUGAUUCGAAAUGUUUUCAUGCAAUGGAUUACUACCACAGAAUAUUCCAAGUUUUAUGAAAAGUAUCAAUAG
This is a messenger RNA of Naegleria lovaniensis, 468 nucleotides long. RefSeq lists its product as uncharacterized. Lineage: Eukaryota; Heterolobosea; Eutetramitea; Acrasida; Naegleriidae. The record is from RefSeq and is a predicted model, not a curated record. Bases 1 to 468 code for a protein of 155 amino acids. The transcript has a single exon.